Messenger RNA from Amoebophrya sp. A120, 6672 nucleotides. NCBI's taxonomy places the organism in Eukaryota, Dinophyceae, Syndiniales, Amoebophryaceae. The record is from the annotation of a GenBank genome assembly.
GUUGAGAGUUUGAAGUAGACGAUGUCCACUGUUCAUAAAAGAGCAAAGUAAGACUCCAGCAGAUCCACACGAACAUGUUGAAAAGAAGAUCAGCAAAACUAGCAAGAGCGGUGUCCUCCACCAGCUUCCUCGGCGCUUCAUGCCAAGCCCUCUGACAACGUGCUUGCUUGACCACCAAGCUUUCUGCGAUGUCUGGUGGCGUGCAGGACCGAACGCUCAUGUUGUCUUUUCCCCCUCGUCGUGGUCCACUACCUCGUCGUGGUCCAGUAGUACGGCGGCCAAGCAUGACCAGGAGGAUUACGCACGAUCCGAGGUUUCGCAAGAUGAAGUGGCAGGCGCGAGAAGGGCAGGGAAUAAAUCCCGUUUCGCUAAUUACCCUGGCAAAAAAAUCAAUGCGACCGCCCCACAAGGAUCCGAGAAUGAAGCGACGGUCGUUGACGCAAGGACCGUCUGUACCGCUUUGGAGAAUGGUCCAGAAGAUGUGGCCAUUUUUGCAGCUGCAGGUCAACUACAUCCCGACGGUUCGGCCACGUCGGCCGGCGCUGCAGGUCGUGCAGCAGCUUCGUGGAAACACUACCGUGCCACCAGCAGCGGCGACGGCGGGGAAGAAGAUCUCUCCCGCCGCGACGCCACGGCAAACUGGGUUAUCGGGAACACGCGACAGCGAGUGAUCCCUGCUGGGAGACGAGGAUCUGAACUAGUGGUCGAUCAUUUGCUGGAGUACAUAACGCACUGCGGGGCCGUAUCCUCAGUAAAAACAUCCCCACCCCAGAGUUGUCAUGCAAAUGCGCACUGACAGGAACAGUUGUAGUGCGCGCCUCCAUGAGAGGCAUUUUCAGUCGUGUUUUGGAAUUUGUACUGCUGCAAACGGGACGAGAGAAUGGCUUUCUCAUGCGGCUUCCCCUGCCAACCAGCACUACACUGCAGAGGAAAACUUGUCAUGCACAGCUCCCAAAACUUGGAGAUUUGUGUUGCUAGAUUCCCAACUUGACUAUGGGGUGGGUACGUUUUUGCUUAGGAUAGGCCGAAUUUUCUCGGGAUGUCGCCGCGUACCUGGAGCGGAGCGCGUGGCAUCUGGACGCCAUCUAUCAAAAGUAAAAAUGUCUGGGUCUGGAAGAAUGCAAGUUUGUCAUGCUUGUCUGGCAUGACUCUUAAAUCUGUCAUGCACAUUAACAAAGAGCCCCACUUUUCUGUCAUGCAGAAACGUAGUUUGUCAUGCAGAAUAGGCAACACCUAGAAGCUCAGAAACUUGUCAUGCUGAGCCAGCAAUUGUGGCCUCCUCAUGAUAUGCCACACAGCAUCACAAGUUUCCAGACCCAGACAUUUUUACAUUUGAUACCAUCCAAUUGGGCCUGCUGGCGUCCUACUUCCGAGACGCGCUAGAGCUCUGGCCAGCCUACCGGGAGACCAUCUUUCUUCGCCGGCAGAGCUUAGGUUUACGGUGGCCGCAAGUGCUUGUAGCGGUACUAGUGCGUGAAGAUCAUGGGGGUGAUGGGCAAGCAGAUCUUCGUGAAGAACUACCUUUGAGUGAAUCUAUACCAGAAACUCUUCCUUUUUCAGCCGGGCCCGGGCCCGGGGAGUUCAAAGUCGCGUCCUCCGACCAGGAGAAGAACCUCCAGGCCCGCCAAAUCAGCAUAAUCGUCUCGGAGCGGAACUACAAGACCGAAAUAAAUCCGUAUCGGACACACUUGUCCUCCUCUCAACAUCUCGUUAGCUCCAGUUUGCAAGAGCUACUCGAGGCCUACAGAGAGGCCCUGGAGUACUUGACGAAAAAAAGUUUUUACCGCGGGUCACGACAGCACCACCCACCAUCUGCAGCUCCUGCGGCUGCAUAUGAUUAUUGGAAUUGGUCCCCGUUCGACGUCGCACAGCCACAGCGACGCGCCGCCGUUUUAUUGAACACGCUGUGUACCGUUGCCGUCCUCUCGAGCUCAGAACAACUACCGGUGGCGCAUGAAGCAGACGGCCACACUGGAACUACGCAAGAGCUGCCAGAGCAAGAAGAGCUUCUUCAUCGGCUGAAGGAGCAGGAACUGCGCAAUAUUCGUGCGACAUUGCGUUUGUUGACAGGGGUGCCUGUUGAAGUAAGUGGACCUCCUGGGCCGCAAGGUGACACACGACCCGGCAACCUCUGUCUUGUCGAGAUGCCGCAGCAUAAUUCGGGCGGCGAGCCUCUUCUCAGCAAAGAGGUCAAAGCGCACCAUUCGACAGUCGACGAGCCUCUUCUCAGCGAAGAGGUCAAAGCGCAGUGCCCGAGGAAAUUUUUCGACCCACGCGAAUGUGGUGCUACACUGCUUUUACCCGCGACCGCGUUCCCCGCAGGGAGCGUCGAUGCUGGGCGUAGUGAACUCCUUGAGCUUCUUUUGUCGGACCACACUAGUGCGAGUUUCACGUUAGUCAGCGUUGCGCAGAAGUCGACCUCGGUUUUCGCAUCGGAGGAACACCUCUCCCGCAGCCUGGUUGCGGGUGCUGUCGAUGAAGCUUACGCAGCCGACUUUCUCGAGGCUGGAAGGCAUUAUCUCCAGAAGAAAGACAUCGAUCCAGACGAAAAUUUUUCCCCGGGUCAUUUCCUCUCGAAGCUCAGGUGCGUUGGGCUAGAAAAGCGGCUGCGCCAGCGAGAGGACGCAUUUUUCAUACGCAAUUUGGCCGCGGUGGUUGCCGCCUGUGGCCGACUUAGUACGGAAGAGGUUGAAGAACAAGCUCCGGAAGAACAAGGCAAUAGGGCGGUGAUUUCCGGAACAACCGACGCUUUGAUGCCCGUUGCCCUUGCUCCAGGAUUUCUCAAUCCCGACGCUUGGCGGACAAGUAGUUCAGUCGCCGCGACACCCGUGACAAAGGUUGACUAUAGCGGUGAAGAACUACCUGGUAGUACCGCAGUAGAUCAUGCGGCACAAGAACUACAACAACCUGAAGUUGUACGAGACAGUAGCAGUUCAACGACCUCCUGGCUACCGCGGAACUGGCUGAGUGGGUCGUUCUUGGCUCGGCUUUCGUCGACACGAGCACGAGGAGAUCAACCAAGCGAACCCGUGGUCGAAGCGGCUAGUUCCUCUCCCCGCGUGGUAUUCUCCUACCUGGGCAUCGUGGGGCCUUGCCGAGAAUUGUUCGGUAACCAGUUGUUUGAUUUCGUAGAAACCCUGCGUUUCGUGGCCGCUCAGGGCCCGACUGCGUUUCUCCAGCUGCCGCGGCUCAGCUACACAGAGCACCAUCCCUUCGACCCGGCCGACUGCACGACUUGCACGCACGAAGACCCAGGGGAAUACUGGAACCAGAUGGGCAGGUACGGAAAAGAAAUUUACAAGGCUACUUUUGCCACCACAAGCACAAGGUUUAUUUGGUAACAAAACUACGUAGCUUGUUACGACUUUGAAGAAAGAACAAAUGCAUCUGGUCAACGGAGAUGGAGAACGGAGGGGAACAUGCAGCAUCGAGGCCGAAUAAGUACAGAUUCCUGCUGUUUUUUAUGUACGUACUUAUUUUCUAUGCUGGACCUGCAAGGCAAGGCUGUCAAUGUGAUGAAGACUGUUGACUACUUACACCUGAAGAUACAGAUGCUGGACAAUGUCAACUUGAAACAACUCAAAGUUGUGAUUCAGAAUACAAAAGACAACGUUGUGAAGAUGGUGAAGAUUUUCUCCUGAUAGCACGGCCUGCGACGUGAAAAAUGGUGGAAGCGUACCACUUUCCGCGCUUUUCGACCUCCAGUUUCUAGACAGGUUCUUGCGGGAACGCUGGGGCAUGGGCGGUUUGGUGGCGGGAGGAAAUGCAAUAAAGGGUGACAGCUCUACUGGUGCGGCUGCGGACGACGGGUUGAUGCGGCUCCUCGAGGAGGCUGGUCACAACUCCGACCAGCAGUUGCAACAAUUUGAUGCUGUGAUUCUCACAGAUGAUCUGCCGCUGGAGAACGACACGGCUGCAGAAUUCGUUUGCGAAAACUUUGUUGUCUCCUCUUCAGACGUCGCCAGACAAGUUGCACCCACGUUACAGCACGAUGACCAAGAAAACUCCGAAUCGUACUCCUACGCAUUUUUCGGGUCGAAGGAGAAAAGCCGGAUCGGCCAGCUCUCCUGCGCCAAGGACUUUUCCAAACCGGGGAAGGUGAACGAAACGGCGGUUUCCAUGGCAGUCCAGCAAGCGGUCCGGCGGGCGGAGCUGCGCGCGAAUCGAGAGGACGAGGUUACUUUUUCGGAUACAUUUAUUUCGUCAGCCGAAGAAAGAACGGGUCAAUUACGGGACUUCGAGGAUGCUCCUACAGCUUCUGAGGGCACCGGCGAGGAUAAAAAUAGAAUUGCAACAGCUUCUUGGGUCCCCCUGCGCGCUACUAGCGCCGCCCUUUCAGAUGAACGCGGUGGCGACGUCGACGAGACGGAAAAAAUUGUGGUGGACGCACAGGGAGUGGGAGCUGCUGCUGUGCGCGAAGGUCAUCAUGAUAUAAUUCAUCCGCCAAGUAGUACCUCUAUCGGUGGUCUUUUCAAAUCCGCUGUGCACAUUGGUUUGUACUUUUAUUUCCUGGAGGAAUACGAAAGUGUCCGCCUGCACUUUGCGCGGUACGGCGGGCUUCGUGCGGAGCUCCUCGGUCCGAGUAUUUGGUCUGCCUUGCGGUUCAGCAAAAAGGUGCGUUUUCUCGGGGAGGAAGUGCGGGCAAAACUCGCAGCUCGGGGAGUUCACCUCGACGCGGCGGUACACUGGCGCCGCGGAGACCGCGAACUCGGCUCACAACCGCGGAAACUUGACCAGUAUCGCGAAGCUACGCCCAUUCGCUUCGCUGAGCUGGUGGGAACGAAACUCGCAUAUGAGGGACCACUCCUAGUUCAGAACACCACCACGACCCGGCCUCGCCAGCUGGAAAAAGUCAUCGAUCAGCGCCCGGCAAAAUCUUCAGAAGCUGCGACUGGCGCUAGAAGUAAUACUGCAAAGACAAAGACCCACCACGACAAUGGAGAACACAAGGCCCCAGUAUUUGAUCCGGAUUCUGUUGCACAGCCUCGCCAGGCGCUCUACGUGAUGUCAAACGAAGACCCUUUCAGCCGUGACAUGUUGCAUUUCGCGCAGCGCAUGCACGCGAAGUACGGCCGCCCUACCGUUCGCGCCUACCUGGACAGCGCGGGCCAACUCGCCAUUGCGGCGUUCCCUCCCGUAAAUUCACCGCCACCAGGACGACUGGCGCGGGCAGUAAGCGCGCCAGAACGAGGAGUCACUGAAAGCGGCCACGACGAGGUAGGAUCAGCCGCACGUCGUGCGGAUGAAGACGAAGAUAGCGGAUAUUUAUCAUCCGCUUCUAAAGAAGAACGCAGUGAAGGUCCGAUGACAGUUAUCCGAAUUGGAGCUGGUUAUUUGGAGCAGCCACUGCAUCCGGUCGAGCUUGUAUCGUGAGAUAAAACUGUCUCAGUCUCAGCUAAGUAGUAAUGCGCAACUUCCACCUUGACACCUUGACGACCUUGAGACGGUUUUUUGUCAUGCGUGACAUGUCUUUCACAUGUCAUGUGUUUUCUUUUGCUGUCUGAACGCAUAUAGAGAUUUCUUGUUUCUUGCUUUGGCAAAGCAAAAAACAAAAAAUCUCCAUUGCACAGUUUGCCAAUUUGUCUUGCUGAAACUGCAAGGGGUUGAGACUGAGACAGUUUUUUCGUACGAUAGUUCCUUGCGCUGGAGAUGUACCUUGCGGCGACUUAUGGAAUGCAAAUGUAUCUAAAUCUAGGUCUGCGUCUGGCCGAGUGCAGAAGUUUCUCAUGCAGCAGAUUCUGAAUGCGAUCAGCCAUUCUGAAUGCACCUUUUGGACUGGAGUGCAGGUCAUAGCAUCACAGAUUUGAGAAGGGCUUAUAGAAAAAUGCAUACUGCUACCCCGCAUGAGAAUUACCGUUGCAGUAUAUUGACCCAAACGGAGCACCUCUUCCUAGCCGCUCAAGACAAAUUUUUCUGUGAGUUUACAGCAGGACGCAUCACAAGUUGGAUUUUUCCAGUCCCAGGCACAUUUGCAGUUCCAUACAACUGCGCCAACGUUCAUCGGCUACGGGGAUGGUAUCGUCGCCGGUUUUUGCUCGGCGCCGAGUCUGAUCGUACACCAAAUGCGGACUCACGCUUACCCGGGGAAGGCUUCACUGUGGGCGUUUGAAAUGGCGCCAACGCGAUGACGUGCUUCCUUUAUGAUUUAGAUGAAAUAUGUUCCGGCAACUACGACGAGCUCAUUCUAAAAAAAGAAGAAGAUCGUCGUGUCUCGAGGCCCUGCAGUUUUUCACGACAGAUUUUAAAGUUGCACGGGCAGGGGAGUCAACGUCGGGUCUCUGCUGUCGGCUGUGAAUCCGUGAGGAAACACCUCGAAAUGCCUCCUGUGUUGUGGAGAAAUGUAGAGCACUGAAUGCUGGAACAAACGUGACUCGCUUCUCUAAUCUAAACAACAAAUACAAGGUUGUAAACUACUGGCUUUGGAAGAUACAAAUAACGACAAAGGCAGUUUUUUGAUAACAAUUCAAGGACGACAGUUUGGUUACUCUGGGUCGGAACAAAGCAUAGUGGAUUCUGCUUGCAAUGUUAGAGACCUGACACCGAACUGAGACGAUGUUUUUGUUCCGAAGGAAACAUCCUACACAAAGUGCAAUGCGGUUUCGUUUCGUCCGACAAAGAAGUUUGCCUGCAAAACAAAGUUGUUGUUCUCUGUGUGGCUACAUCUCAAAAGAG